GCUCCCAAGAUGGCGGCGCUGGCGGAGCGGGGCUACGCGCUGUCGUGCGGGGGGCUCGGCCGCGGCUCCCGCGUCUCCGUUUUCCACGUCAAGCUCACCGACUCGGCCCUCCGCGCCUUCGAGGCCUACCAGGGACGCAAGGAUUCUGUAGUGUUGAGACCUUCGAUCCAGUUCCAAGGAAGUCAAGGGCACAUCUCGAUUCCCAGGCCGGACUGUCUGACGGAAGCGCGAACGUUCUCAUUUUAUCUCUCCCAUAUUGGCAAGGACAGCCCCCAGGGGAGUUUUGACUGCCUCCAGCAGUAUGUGUCCAGUGAUGGGGACAUCCGGCUGGAUUGUCUCGGCAGCAUCCAGGACAAGAUCACCGUCUGUGCCACGGACGAUUCGUACCAGAAGGCCAAGCAGAGCAUGGCCCUGGCAGAGGAGGAGACACGGAGUAGAAGUGCCAUCGUCAUCAAGCCUGGAGGCCGCUAUGUCGGCAAGAAGGUCCAGAUGCGAAAGCCUGCACCAGGAGCUUCGGACACAGUGCCCUCACGAAUACGGCCAACACCUGUCAACCCUGCCAGCGCCAUCAAGAAAGGCAACAGUGCUGUGUCUCAGCGGCCCUUCAGAGACAGGCUGGUGCAUUUGCUGGCCCUGAAGCCUUAUAAGAAACCAGAACUGAUCCUGAGGCUGCAGAAAGAUGGCCUAAUGCAACAUGAUAAGGAUUCCCUGGAUGGUCUCUUGCAGCAGGUUGCAAAUGUGAACACUAAAGAUGGCACCUGUACACUAAAGGACGGUCUCUACAAAGAAGUGCAGAAGGACUGGCCGGGGUAUUCAGAAGGAGACCAGCAGCUGCUAAGAAAAAGGUUUCUUUUCCGGAAACUCUGCCCACCACUGAGUGCCAGCUGCCCCCCAGAGAACCCUGCUCAGAGUCCACCAAAAGAUGGUGCCAGUUUAUCCUCUUCCCCUUCCCAGAAACGGUCUCAGCUGUCAGAAUUCAUCGACCCCCUCUCCAACAAAAAGCCAAGGAUCUCUCACUUUACACAAAGGACUCCGCCCGUUUUCAACGGCAAGUUGAACUCUGCCAAUGGGAAGGAGGCCUCUUUGUCCGCCGCAGUGGAUUCAGUCAGCUCCAGCUCCCUUUUGCCACCCUUGGAGCUGCCCAGGCCUCAUGAUCCCCUUGCUGACAUCGGCAACGACGUAAGCCUCAAUGGCAAAGACUUCGAGACGCCUGAGCCGGCCGACAGGCUAGCGGCAACUCGGCCAGCAACGGACUGUGCCCAGCUGAGCCGGCACAAUUGCGGCUUGCAUUCAAAACCGAAGAAGAAACUUAAGAAGCACAAAGAGAGGGAGAGGAAGGACGAGGGGGAGCAGGCCAGAGGAAAGCCACCCUGCGCACUCAAAAAGGAUGGUGAGAAAAUGGGGCCCUCACAGAACGUGGCAGGUUUAAACGGGGCUUGUAACAACUGCAGUGUUCCAACAUCAACCUCCGAAAUGCCGGAUUAUUUGCUCAAAUACACUGCCGUCUCCUCCUCGGAACAGCGGCAGAGCUACAAGAAUGACUUCAACGCCGAGUACAGUGAAUAUCGGGACCUGCAUGCCCGCAUCGAGAGGAUAACUCGCCGGUUCACACAGCUGGACUCGCAACUGAAGCAACUUUCGCAGGGCUCCGAUGAAUAUAAGACGAUCCGCGAUCAAAUCUUGCAGGAAUAUCGGAAAAUUAAAAAGACGAACCCAAAUUACAGCCAAGAGAAGAACCGCUGUGAAUAUCUUCACAACAAACUAGCCCAUAUUAAAAAACUGAUAGCUGAGUAUGACCAACAGCAGUUCCAGCCUUGGCACUGAUGCUGGGGCUGUGGGCACUGCUCCCAGUGGACACGAUUCUGUGAACCGUUUCUGAAGGGAGAGUGGAAAGAAUCGAGAUCCUCACAGAAGAGAGGAGAGCCGGCCUUCCAGGGCUCGAGGCCUGAGUCCCCCACAGAGAGGCUUGUCCUUGUCCUUUUGCUGUAGGAGCCAGCCUGGCAGCAGCCUCCCUCUUUUCUCUCUCUCCGGUCAUUAAAACAAAAACUAAAGGAAAGAAAGUUUGCUCAUUUCUGAAUGCCAGCAGAUGACUCUGGAGGGGGAAGGAGCCGCAGCACGGAAGUUGAGUGUCUUCAUGAGUUUGAAUUCCAAGCUGGAAUUUGGAGGUGUUUGGGGCCCGCAGCGACUCAGCUGUGGAUCCUGUGCCGCUGACCACAGCUGAUGGCAGAAGCUGCAUGGGUGACCAGCUUUUCCCCCGGAAGUGAGGAAGCGCCUGCCUCUCAAUCCCCAUUUUGCAAACCUCUGCAUAUGCUGUCCAUUAAAUUGUUCAUAACUCAGCGCUCUCGCCUUGUUUUGUAUUUCGGUCCUCUUUCCCCAUGCUUCAGAGUCGAGGGCCUGCGGGUGAGUCCUGGACAUCUGUCUUGGCCAGCUGGCAUGGUUCUGCAUGGCUCCCUACAGCACAAGUCAUUGCCAUCAAGCGGGGGGAAGGGGGGGAGUUGGUUCUGGCUUGUGUGGUUUUGUAUACAACGGCCAAUUUUAACUCAUUACCUACCAGUGGGUCUGUUUUCCUUUUUCCAAAGAAGUCUGUCGUACAAAAAAGGUACCCUCUUCUCCCUCUGUUCUUGUUCGGAUCUCUUGCCAGACCCCUGUGUUGCAGCGUUGACUGUUUUUUCAGGCCCCCCUCCCAAUUUGGAGGUUUCCCUGUUUGUCACCUUUAAAAUGGAUUAUCUGUAAGAAACGGAGGGGGGGGGGCAGUAAGUGGAUGAUGGGGCACGUUUUUAUCUUUUCGUAAAUUUCCCAAAGGAAACAGCGCAGGAUCAAAGAAUGCACCUCAAAGGAGGGUGCCUAAACGGCUGUGGAGAAUCUCUCUGGCCAGUUCGCCCCUCCCCCUCUCAGUUACCAGCCUGGGGAGGAUCAUGACCCUAAGCCCCCCCCCCCCUUUAGUGAGGGGUUUGGGAUCCCUGUCAGGAAUAAGCUGGCAACCUCUCCUGAAUCCUGGGUGGCCAUUUGGGUAGCUCUUGCCUUCCUGGCUUGAGAUCCAGGCCACUUUCUUCUGCCCCUCUGGGCCUUCGGAUGGGCGGGGGGGGGGUCCCCGCUGACCCUCUGCCUGGGCUCCAGCCUGGGCUUACCCUUGACAUCCUUUGGGGAAGUUUCUCUGCUGCGGCUCUCCAUGCAGUUCCUGAACUGGAUACGGGCUGCAGUGGGAAGGGGCAGUAUAUGGUUUUUCAGUCAUGAAAAACAGCGCUUUGUAGGUGCUGGGGAGGGGGGGCAUAAACACAAGAAGCAUGGCUUCCUCAAAUCACAAGUGCACAAGCAGGUGUGUUUGGAGGUGGGGUUAGAUUUUGUGACUCUGGCAGUGAGAUGACAGGUGCUUUCUCAACGGGGGUGGGAGGAGCAGGCCUUUGCAGACGUUAAUUCACCCCCUCAAAACAGUGCCACUUCAUGGUCUCCCUAGUGGGCAGUCACUUCGUAGAAGUUGCUGGGCAGAUGGAAGUCUUGCGUUCUGCGUGGGCACAGUCGCAGCAGCCAAAGCAAUAAAGUGGUCAUUGGCCCAAAAUGUUCCGGAAAAGAUGCUUGGCACUUACCUCAAACCCUCCCCUAGGGGGAUGCAUGCCUCCCCCCACUUUAGUCUGUGAGCAGAUUUGUGGUUUUGCCGUCUUACUAAUGGCUGAUCUCUUGGGGGUUAAAAGUCUGGGGCUGUGCAGCUGUUUUAUUUGGGGGAGGGGGGGGACCUCUUCUUACUAAUGUGGGAGUUUCUUUUAUUUGCUACAAACCUAUGACCAAGAUAAUUUAGUUUGAAAAUACCAACCAAAUUCCUCUAGGAAACCAGCAGCAAAAAUAAACUGGUGGGAAUGAGGUAAAAGUUUGCCCGGUGAAGAAGAGGACGUUCUCAGUACCUUAAUACUUUGAAAUUUGCAGGGGGGGGAGGGGGGCAGUAUCGGAAUAUUUUUGGAGGGAAAUUAUUAAAAAGAGAUGGAUCUCAAUACUUUAUACAAUUUAACCUGCUAUAUAUAUUUUUGCAGAUGAGAGUUGGAUACAAAGAUGUAUUGUGUACAUUACACAAGUGUGUGUUUUUUGUGUGUAUAUACAAAAUAAAUAUAUUCUGGAAUUUUCUAGAAUUUGGAAUAGAAAAAUAUUUAAGUAACUGUCCAAAAAGGGGAGGGGGGGACUCUGACUUCUGCUGUUUUCAUUCAUGUGUUUAAAGGAGCAUAGUUUUAUGGGAGGGGGCUUUUUUUCUUUUAGCAAUUUACAGCACUCUAGGCAAAAACUUGUGCUUUUCUGGGGAGGCAAGGUUAUAGAAGCCCAUUCGUAAGUUGACUGAAUACGAUCUAACUUAUUUAUAAAGUGUGUUACUUUUCUAAUUGAAUGACAGAUAAAGAUUCUUUGAGCCAUGGAGUUUUGUUUACAAAAAAAAACCUUUUUAAAAAGAAAAAAAGCUUUUCAGUCUGCCAAAAUGUUAGCAUAUAUGAACAGCAUACAGUCUUUUCAGCUUUCCUAAUUUUUUUCUUUUAAAAGCUCAUGUCUGUGUCUCUUUUUGUAUACACCUGGGGGAGGGGGGGUUCAAUGUGGACUGCUGAUUUUUUUUGCAAUGUUUAAUAAAGUUCAUUGUGUACUGGACAUACUAA
This is a messenger RNA of Eublepharis macularius, 4625 nucleotides long. RefSeq names its product elongation factor for RNA polymerase II (gene ELL). Gene Ontology annotation, biological process: snRNA transcription by RNA polymerase II; positive regulation of transcription elongation by RNA polymerase II; transcription elongation by RNA polymerase II. Bases 10 to 1824 code for a protein of 604 amino acids. The transcript is spliced from 12 exons. Gene Ontology annotation, cellular component: transcription elongation factor complex. The record is from RefSeq and is a predicted model, not a curated record. Gene Ontology annotation, molecular function: cis-regulatory region sequence-specific DNA binding. Lineage: Eukaryota; Metazoa; Chordata; Lepidosauria; Squamata; Eublepharidae.